UUUUCGGAAUUAUGCAUAAAAAAACCAAAGGGAGUACAGUUCUUAGGACGCAGGAAAGUUUUCCGCAGACAAAUGUUUGCCGCUUUUCUUCUUCUCCAUGACCGAGUCCGCUUAGAAACUCCCCUAAACUGAGCCGCGGGCGCACGGCGGGCUGCACACUCCGACCGAGAACAAGGGCACCGAAGAGGCGCUUCACCGAGUAACUGAGGAAGAGGAGAGGGAGUGAGAGAGAGACUGAGAUAGAGAUCCUAUCUCACUCUCCCAGUUGAGGUUUUCAGCGGAUCGCUUCCAGCGUCUCGCAACUGCAGGACAAUGUCUAGUAAAGCGACUUUAGCAUUAUUCAUCUAUGGAAUCAUAAUGCACUACAGCGUCAGCAGCUCACCUGUGGGGCUUAGCUUUCCCAGUAUUAGACUUGACAGCGAUGUUUAUGAUGAGGAUGGCAAUUUACCGUCCCUGGAUUAUGACCGAGAUCAAAUGGACGCGAGAAGCGCUCCGUCUGUCGCUGACGACGUCUACACUUUGUACUACCCUGCGGAAAAAAGAACGGAAAGACAUGCAGACGGAAUGUUUAAUAAAGCCUACAGGAAAGCGCUGGGUCAGUUAUCAGCAAGGAAAUACCUUCAUUCUCUGAUGGCAAAACGUGUAGGUGGGGGGAAACGUUGGAUGACAGCUCAGAGCCCCUCUCCAAGCGGACACUCAGAUGGGAUCUUCCAAGACAGCUACAGCCGCUACAGAAAGCAAAUGGCAGUCAAGAAAUACCUGGCAGCGUCCUUGGGAAAAGCCUUGAACGACAUAGGUUUUCACCAUAUCCUACAAGAAAUAGACUUUGAUGCCCUCCCGGACGGGGAUGAGUUUGAGGCCUUUUUUGGUGGAGAAUGGCCUGAAACAGUCUCUCCGAAUUUCCGGUGAGUUUUCAGGCUCUUUCCUGAGGCCAUGUCCUUGCAGGGGCUUCUUAUGGUCCCUCUUUUUUUUCUCACCUUCAACCCUUGUUUCAAACACUCAAAACCAACUCUUCUUCCACCUCAUCUGUGCUCCUGUCUCUCUGGACUCUCACAGAUUUUACCUUAAUCCCACUUGUCUAUCCACGAGCAUACAGGCUGACUGUGGAGAGACUUUGGCUUUUUGCAUAUCAUUAAAGAAAAAAGCAAAUUUAGUUGGCU
Archocentrus centrarchus (flier cichlid) is the source of this 1160-nucleotide messenger RNA. RefSeq names its product adenylate cyclase activating polypeptide 1a (gene adcyap1a). Gene Ontology annotation, cellular component: extracellular region; neuron projection; perikaryon. NCBI's taxonomy places the organism in Eukaryota, Metazoa, Chordata, Actinopteri, Cichliformes, Cichlidae. The record is from RefSeq and is a predicted model, not a curated record. Gene Ontology annotation, biological process: adenylate cyclase-activating G protein-coupled receptor signaling pathway; neuropeptide signaling pathway; neuron projection development. Gene Ontology annotation, molecular function: peptide hormone receptor binding; pituitary adenylate cyclase activating polypeptide activity; neuropeptide hormone activity.